AUGGCCAAAGCAAAGGCCAGACGAAUAUUCUUACUUAAAUGCAAACAUAAUAAAUUAUGCCCAACAUUUUUGAAACUAAAAACAGACCACAUUGACUACAGCUGCAGAUAUCUCACUGAGAAGUAUGAGAGACUGAAGAACAAUUUUAUUUACCGGACAAUAAACCUUUUAAUUACUGACACAACCAAAACUAUAAACAGAUUAGAAGAAGAAAUCAUGAAAAUACUCAACGAAUUCGAAAAUCUCAAAGGAAGGAAUCUAAGAGAGACCCUAGAACACAAUGUGAACCAAGCAAUAAAGUAUAAAACUAACCAUCACAAAUCCAUUCAUGACAAAAAAAUCGAGAAACUAACAAAAUCUCAGAAAGAAAAUAAGGAAGUUAAUAAAGACUCAACAAGAAUAGUUAACUUAACGCAGAUCACAUUACCUGAAUUCGUGACAAAAACACUCAACUUGGGCCCAAAAUAUGCCAUGGAAAUAGAUAGAGAACAUGAAAUUCCAACGUUCGAUAUAGUCACCCAAAUAGAAUGUUCAAUUGAAGAAUUGCCAAAAGAAGAUCAAGACAAUAUCCGAACAAACAUCACACAUGCCCUCAAUACACACAAAAAACAAUUAAAAAGUAGAAAACAGAAAACAAAUUGCAUUAAAUCAAAUUUUAUAAAAACAAAAACAUUCCUGAAAGACAACAAUGAUCUACAAGUCAUCAAAGCAGACAAGGGCAAUAAAAUAGUGAUUAUAUCCAAACAUGAGUAUGAUGAAAAAAUGCUGCAACUUUUAGAUGAUACAACAACUUACAAAAAUACUAAAAAAGAUAUGACAGUUACAAUGGAAAAAGAAAACAACAGAAUAAUCAAAGAAUGGCUACAGGAGAACUUUAUCACAGCACAAGAGGGAAAAACCAUGAUUACCCACAAUAGUAAAAUUCCAAAAAUUUAUGGAUUGCCAAAAGUUCACAAGAAAAAUAUACCACUGAGGCCGAUAGUUUCAUUCAUACAGUCACCAUUGUACAAAAUAUCGAAAUUUAUCGCUAACACCCUUUCAAAAGCAACAAACACCAACAAAUAUUACAUUAAAAACUCCUUCCAUUUAAAAAAAUCACUAAAAGAUAUCAAAAUACAAAAUAACCAGCGCUUGUACUCAUUAGAUGUAAAGUCACUCUACACGAACAUCCCCAUUGACUUGGCAAUACAGGCAAUUGAAAAUAAGUGGGAGAUAAUAUCACAACACACAAAAAUACCCAAAGAGAAAUUUAUCGAAACAAUCCAAUUCAUCAUGAACAACAGCUAUUUCCAAUAUAAAAACAACUUCUAUAAACAGACUAAAGGAGUGGCCAUGGGUAACCCACUAUCAAGCCCUAUAGCCCAGUUAGUCAUGGAAUUCAUCGAAGAAAAAAUCAUGAGACAGUAUCAAACAUCAUUCUACAAAAGAUAUGUAGAUGACUCCUUUUUAAUAACAACACCAUCCGAAAUGAAUGAGAUCCUCCACCAUUUUAACAACAUCCAUGACUCAUUAGAGUUCACACUAGAAGAGGAAAUUAACAACAGAUUAAACUUCCUAGAUAUGACAUUCGUGAGAGAAAAUGAAAAACUAUUAACGCAGUGGUACAGAAAAGAACAAAAUUCCAUUCACAUUUUAGACUUCCACUCUAAUCACCACCAGUCCCAAAAGAAGAGCACUGCCAUCGGAUUUAUCGACAGAGCAUUAGAACUAACGUCACCGAUACUACGUGAGCAGAUAUUAACAGAUGUGAAGGAGCUUUUGUUCAGUAAUAAUUACCCUGAAAACAUGGUUUACCGACUCAUAAAACAAAGGACACACAGACUUUACAACACACAACGGGUUACGAAGGCAAACACGGACAACAGCAAACGUAUACCACUACCCUUCAUUCAAGGUCUGUCACAAAAAAUUAAUAAUAUAGUAAAACCAUACAACCGAGAAGUUGUUCACAAGCCUCAAAAUCAGAUAGGAAAAAUUUUCAGCAAAAUAAAGGCUCCAACACCAAAAAUGAAAAAGUCACAUGUGGUGUACAGUGUCCCAUGCAAAGAUUGUGACAAAGAAUAUAUAGGUCAGACUUCACAGAGACUCCAAGAACGAUUAAAUGCACAUAAAUACACCAAAAAUGCAACCACAGCACUGAACAAACAUAAGAAAACGAAAAAACACGACUUUAAUUAUGAGGACACAAAAAUCUUAGCAGUUGAACAUCAACAGAAAAGUAGAGAAAUAUUGGAGAUGAUACACAUCCAAAUGAGAAACGAAAAUACAGUAAACGACAAGUUAGACACAAAAAAUCUCAGUCGUAUUUAUAUGCCCCUACUGAAGCGACCACAAAAUUAA
Messenger RNA from Coccinella septempunctata (seven-spotted ladybird), 2340 nucleotides. RefSeq lists its product as uncharacterized. The record is from RefSeq and is a predicted model, not a curated record. Lineage: Eukaryota; Metazoa; Arthropoda; Insecta; Coleoptera; Coccinellidae. Bases 1 to 2340 code for a protein of 779 amino acids. The transcript has a single exon.